AUGGCUAACAAAAUCAGGGUCACCGCUGACCUCGGCGAGGUCGAAAAUCCCCCCAUCUAUGAUGGCCAAGGCACCGAGGAGGAUCCCUUUGUGGUUGAAUUCAUCAAAGAUGACCCAGGGAACCCGAUGAACUGGGGCUCCUCUCGCAAAUGGCUCAUCACAGCUAUUGCGACAGUCUCGGUUUUUGCAAUCACGCUAACCUCCUCCGCAUACUCCGUUUCCGCCAACGAGAUCUUUCAAGACUUUCACGACAUUAGCUCUGAGGUUUUUACUCUUGGUCUGUCCCUCUUUGUGCUGGGGUUUGCCAUUGGUCCUGCCCUCUGGGGUCCUCUCUCCGAACUAUACGGGCGACAAAAGCUGUGGGUAAUCACUCACAUUGCCAUGGUUGCCUUCCUAGGAGGAUCCGCUGGAAGCAAGAAUGUCGCCACUCUCCUAAUACUACGAUUCUUCGCCGGCACAUUCGGUGCAUCCCCCCUCGUGAAUUCUGGUGGCACGAUUGCCGAUCUCUUUCCUCCAGCUCAGCGUGGCCUUGCUUUAACGGUCUACGCUGUUGCUCCAUUCCUUGGUCCUCUCCUCGGCCCGGUGAUGGGUGGCUUCAUAUCUGAGAAUAUUGGUUGGAGGUGGGUUCAGGGCGUCUGUACCAUAUUUAUCGGGGUGGUCGGUGUUCUGGGUGUCAUUCUCAUACCAGAGACAUACGGCCCAGUUCUGCUACAGAAAAGGGCUAGACAAUUAUCCAAGGCGAACGGCAGAAGUCAGAUUUACAUUAGUGUUCUGGAGAAAAGUCAGGGCACGAAGAAGCCUUCGGAAGUCUUCAAGCGAGCCCUAUUCCGACCUUGGAUUCUCCUUUUCCAGGAGCCAAUUGUUAUGAUCGCUUCCAUUUACAUGGCCAUCAUCUACGGUACGGUCUAUAUGUUCAUGGGCGCUAUGCCAAUCGUGUAUAGUGAAGAUCGUGGCUGGAGCGAAGGCAUUGGCGGCCUCUCAUUUCUUGGUAUUGCCGUGGGCAUCAUUUGCGGACUGGUUUAUGCGAUAUGGGACAACAACACCCGGUAUAUGAAGCUGGUCGUAUCAAAGUCCACGGCACCUGAAUCUCGCUUACCACCUGCCAUUAUCGGUGCAGUUGCUUUGCCAAUUGGGAUGUUCGGCUUUGCAUGGACCAACUAUCCCAGCAUUCACUGGUCUGUCAGUAUUAUUCUAUCCGCCCCCUUCGGAUUUGGCUGCGUCUCCGUUUUGCUGCCAAUCGUGAACUACUUGAUUGACUCCUACACAAUCUACGCUGCCUCUGUUUUGGCAGCGGCCGCUAUCUUCCGCUGUGUCGUUGGUGCAGUGUUUCCUCUCUUUACGACACAAAUGUACGAUAAUCUGGGUAUUCAUUGGGCCUCUAGUAUUCCCGCAUUUAUGACGCUGGUGUGCUUACCCUUUCCAUUGGUCAUGUACCGUUAUGGCAUGCAAGUGCGCAUGAGAUGCAAAUAUUCGUUCGAGGCGGCGGAAACGAUGAAGAAAAUGCAGAUGCAGCAGGCUCAGGCCACUCAAGCGAAGGUGGAGGAGAGGAACAGUGCGUCGGAAUGA
Molecule: messenger RNA, 1566 nt
Organism: Talaromyces amestolkiae
Lineage: Eukaryota; Fungi; Ascomycota; Eurotiomycetes; Eurotiales; Trichocomaceae
Exons: 2
Coding region: 1-1566 (521 amino acids)
Biological process (GO): transmembrane transport
Molecular function (GO): transmembrane transporter activity
Source: RefSeq, a predicted model, not a curated record